Etheostoma cragini (Arkansas darter) is the source of this 1364-nucleotide messenger RNA. RefSeq names its product involucrin-like. The transcript is spliced from 6 exons. The coding region runs from base 93 to 1364 and encodes 423 amino acids. NCBI's taxonomy places the organism in Eukaryota, Metazoa, Chordata, Actinopteri, Perciformes, Percidae. The record is from RefSeq and is a predicted model, not a curated record.
CUGACUGCGGAUAACUUCCCCCUCUGACCAAGAUGGCGUCUCUUAGAAAGGAGUGUUAGCAGAGGGUCUUUGUUGUGUUAGAAAGAGGUAAAAUGUGUAAAGUCCAGAUGCUGAGAGCGUUGGUGGAGCAGCGACUAACUGCGGCUGCUGAAGAGAUAUUUGGGCUGUUUGAAAGAACGAUAGCAGAGUACGAGGAGGAACUUUGUCGUUCAAAAGAGGAGAACGAGCGACAACGGGAACUACUGGACGCUGUUUUCAACCCUCAGCUCCGGGUCCACAGAGCAGAUGUCCAGCAGCUGUCAGUGGUCAAAGAAAAGGUUCCUCCUGAGCAGCCGAAGUGUUACUCCAGUGUGGAGCAGCAGCAACAGCUAGAGGCCCCCCCACACAUUAAAGAGGAACAUGAGGAACUGGGGCGCUGUCAGGAGGGAGAGCAGCUUCAAGAGUUGGAGGAGGCUGAUAUCACAGAGUUCCCAUUCACUCCUGUCUCUGUGAAGAGUGAAGAUGAUGAAGAGGAAGCUCAGUCCUCACAGCUUCAUCAAAGACAAACUCAACAUGUGGAAACAGAAGCUGAUGGAGAGGACUGUGGAGGACCAGAACCAGCCAGGAACUCACAUCCACUUUUACAACCAGAGACUGAAGACCAGACUUUAGACUCUUCUGAACCUGAGACUGAUGACAGUGCUGAUUGGAAGGAGACCAGAGAACCUCAGUCAGCUUUAAACUCUCUGAAACAUGAUUCAACAUAUGUUCAGCAGCUGUUGGUGGUUAAAGAAGAGGUUCCCCCUGAGCAGCAGGAGUGUAGCUCCCGUGUGGACCAGCAGGAGCCAGAGACCCCCCCACACAUUAAAGAGGAACCGGAGGAUCUGUGGAGCAGUCAGGAGGGAGAGCAGCUUCAAGGGCUGGAGGAGGCUGAUAUCACCAAGUUCCCAUUCACUCCUGUCCCUGUGAAGAGGGAAGAUGAUGAAGACAAAGCUCAGUCCUCAUGCAAUCAAGGAGAUGUUCAACCGCUGUUGGUGGUUAAAGAUUGGGUUCACCCUGAGCAGCUGGAGUGUUUCUCCAGCGUGGACCAGCAGGAGCCGGGGUCCCCCCCACACAUUAAAGAGGAACCGGAGGAAUUAUCGAGCAAUGUUCAACAGCUGUCGGUGGUUAAAGAAGAGGUUCCCUCUGAGCAGCAGGAGUGUAGCUCCAGCGUGGACCAGCAAGAGUCCUCCCCACACAUUAAAAAGGAACAGGAGGAAUUCUGGAGCAGAGAGGAACCGUCUACUUCCUCUGUAAGUGACAUUAGAAAUCAGCAGGAGUGGAGCUCCAGUGUGGACGAGGAGCAGCCAGAGAAUAUCAGCCAGGUUGGAACUCUUUCUCUCUAA